This is a messenger RNA of Alligator sinensis (Chinese alligator), 3612 nucleotides long. RefSeq names its product RAD21 cohesin complex component (gene RAD21). Gene Ontology annotation, cellular component: synaptonemal complex; cohesin complex. NCBI's taxonomy places the organism in Eukaryota, Metazoa, Chordata, Crocodylia, Alligatoridae. The transcript has 14 exons. The coding region runs from base 52 to 1947 and encodes 631 amino acids. The record is from RefSeq and is a predicted model, not a curated record. Gene Ontology annotation, molecular function: chromatin binding; protein binding. Gene Ontology annotation, biological process: replication-born double-strand break repair via sister chromatid exchange; synaptonemal complex assembly; mitotic sister chromatid cohesion.
GGAAGUGCCUUAAAAGGGGGUUCAUAUCUUGUCUUGUAGGCAGCUGGGACAAUGUUCUACGCCCAUUUUGUACUGAGCAAGCGUGGGCCGCUGGCUAAAAUCUGGCUAGCGGCCCAUUGGGAUAAAAAACUAACUAAAGCUCAUGUAUUCGAGUGUAAUCUAGAAAGCAGUGUGGAAAGUAUCAUUUCACCUAAGGUGAAAAUGGCACUUCGAACUUCAGGACAUCUUUUAUUGGGAGUUGUUAGAAUUUACCACAGAAAAGCUAAAUAUCUUCUUGCAGACUGUAAUGAAGCCUUCAUUAAGAUCAAGAUGGCUUUUCGUCCAGGUGUUGUUGAUCUGCCUGAGGAAAAUAGAGAGGCUGCGUACAAUGCUAUCACCUUACCUGAGGAAUUUCAUGAUUUUGACCAGCCACUGCCUGAUCUAGACGAUAUUGAUGUGGCCCAGCAGUUCAGUUUGAACCAGAGUAGAGUGGAAGAAAUUACAAUGAGAGAAGAAGUGGGAAAUAUCAGCAUCCUUCAAGAUAAUGACUUUGGUGACUUUGGAAUGGAUGAUCGUGAGAUGAUGAGAGAAGGUAGUGCAUUUGAAGAUGACAUGUUAGUGAGUACUGGUGCUUCCAAUCUCUUGCUGGAACCUGAGCAGAGCACUAGUCAUCUUAAUGAGAAAGCUAACCACCUAGAAUAUGAAGACCAAUACAAGGAUGACAACUUUGGAGAAGGGAAUGAUGGAGGAAUAUUGGAUGAUAAACUUCUCAGUAAUAAUGAUGGCGGUAUCUUUGAUGAUCCACCUGCUCUCGCAGAAGGUGGAGUAAUGAUGCCAGAACAGCCUGCCCAUGAUGAUAUGGAUGAUGAUGAUAAUGUAUCAAUGGGUGGACCAGACAGCCCAGAUUCAGUAGAUCCAGUAGAACCAUUACCUACUAUGACGGAUCAAACAACACUGGUUCCAAAUGAAGAGGAAGCUUUUGCUUUGGAGCCAAUUGACAUCACUGUCAAGGAAACUAAAGCUAAGAGGAAGAGAAAAUUGAUUGUAGACAGUGUGAAGGAGUUGGAUAGCAAGACUAUCCGAGCCCAAUUAAGUGACUAUUCUGAUAUUGUCACCACUUUGGACUUGGCACCUCCCACCAAGAAACUGAUGAUGUGGAAAGAAACUGGGGGAGUUGAAAAGCUUUUCUCUCUGCCUGCUCAGCCUUUGUGGAACAAUAGAUUAUUGAAGCUUUUUACUCGGUGUCUAACGCCUCUUGUACCUGAAGACCUUAGAAAGAGAAGGAAAGGUGGAGAAGCUGAUAACCUGGAUGAGUUCCUUAAAGAUUUUGAAAAUCCAGAGGUACCCAGAGAAGAACAGCAACAGCAGCAGCAGCAGCAACAGCGGGAUGUCAUUGAUGAGCCUAUCUUGGAAGAGCCAAGCCGCCUACAAGAAUCCGUGAUGGAAGGCAGCAGAACAAAUUUGGAUGAAUCUGUAAUGCCACCCCCACCACCACAAACAGGAGUAAAGCGCAAGGCUCAGCAAGUGGAACCCGAACCUGUGUUACCUCCUCAACCAAUGCCACAGCUGGAAAUGCCGCAAGUAGAAAUGCCUCCAGAAGAGCCUCAAAACAUAUGUCAGCUAAUACCAGAGCUGGAGCUCUUGCCAGAGAAGGAAAAGGAGAAAGAGAAGGAGGAGGAGGAGGAGGAAGAGGAAGAAGAUGGUACGGGGGGUGAUCAAGAUCAAGAAGAAAGAAGAUGGAAUAAAAGAACUCAGCAGAUGCUUCAUGGUCUUCAGAGAGCUCUUGCUAAGACUGGAGCAGAAUCUAUCAGUUUGCUGGAGCUGUGCAGAAAUACAAAUAGAAAACAAGCAGCAGCAAAAUUCUACAGUUUCUUGGUACUUAAAAAACAACAAGCUAUAGAGCUGACACAGGAAGAGCCUUACAGUGACAUCAUUGCAACACCUGGUCCCAGAUUCCAUAUUAUUUGAGUGGUGAGAUACAGCAGAGCUAGUGUUAAUUUCACUAGUGCGUACAUAUUGCCCCAUGUGUAGGGCCUACAGAUUUAGAAAAUUUUGGAUUUUAUUGUCUGUACAAAGUCUUUUUUCUUUUUGGUUUUUGUAUUUUACCACUUCUGAUUUUAGUGACACUGCUGGGGUGGGUGACUUGAGUUUCAAUUGCAGAAGCAAGACAAACAACUCAAGGACCCAGAGACAAAGAUUGUUUUAAAGAUUAAGAGCAGAUGUGUGCAAUAUUGGUGCAUGUCAUAUUGAGUAACAAUGGAAAUGACUCACUAUAAUUUGAUUUGCUUUAUUCAGCAAUGAUAUUUUAACCUGCACAAGUAAACCUGAAUGGCCAAUCUAUUGUCUGAUUAAAAAUUUUUGCCAAAUUUGUCCAAAAAUGUCAGUCUGCUUUCCAUACUAGUGAUUUUUUUUCCUUCCCUAGAUCUUUGUCAGUAUCUUCCUUUGUACCAUGGGUGGUGUUACAGCUGCCGGUAUGAAUGGUAGUGCCUCAUAUGUUGGCUUGUUGUCACUGCAAUUUUUUGCAGUAGGACCUCAUAGCCUUUUGAUGCUAAAGGGAAACGGGUGUCUCUGGAAAACACUUCUUCUAAUUGAUCCUAUUGCUUACAGAAAGGACAGACCACAUAUUGAAUGUUUUAAGACAAAACAUUCCUUUUACUUAUCGCUUUCACUGCGGUCCACUACUGGUAAUGGCUAAUUACUGUUAAUAGGCAGGCAAUAAACAUUUUAGUAAUUUCAUUUAAACUUUAAAAUAUCAAUGUUGUAGAGCUGUGUACAAAGUCCAUACUUUUAAAAACAGACUUCUAGAUUGUAAAUUAUCUGAUCUUUUUUUAUUCUUUUUUAUUAAACAAAGAUAUGAACGUAAGAGAAGUUGGACAAGUUGCCUUUGUAAAAAUGCUUAAUUUAGACACCACCUAUAUUGAAAUGGCAGCAGACUAAAUAUACCAUACAAGCAGGCAUAGUUCCAUUUAAUAAAACUAAUAUUGCGUAAAGUGUACUAAUGGCUCUUCAGAGAUAUUUAUGGUUUUAGUAUCAGUUUUCCAAUAAUGCACACUCCUCUGUUCAAAAUGUAUUUAACAGCUUUGCAGAAGUCCUAUUUGGUUUUACUAUAAAGAAUGCAGCUUUACUGUUAGGACCAGAUAGCACAACAAAUUAUGUGAAUAUGUUGAUUAUGGAAACACGUCUUAACUUUUUUUUUUUUUUUUUAAGGGCAAAAUUAACACUGAAAGUUCUGGUUUUAAUGUUGGCACUUUUGUGAAAUUAUUCUUUUUUGGGACUGAAAUUUCAGUGUAUAAUCAAGUGUAAAAUUAUGUGAAUGUUUUAAAAAUUGAGACUACAUAAUGACCAUGUUUUAAUAAAUCUUGAAAAAGUUAAUUGUAUAAAAUAGUUAUUGCAGCUUUAUUUUCAACAUGAUGUGCCUGUAAAACCAUGAUUUUCCCCUUUGUAAAAAGAGACAUUGUAGAUAACUUGAAUGUUUAAUUAUAGAAAAGGUCAUUAGUUUUUCUUGUUACACGUUUUGUUAGUCUGUUUUUUGUUGCUUUUCAGGGUUAAUAUUCUUGAAAAUAGUUGAUGCUGUUAUGUAUAACUUUUCUAAUAAAAGUUGUGUUAUAAGCUGUUAUAUUAGUGCUGUAACUU